AUGGCCUACCUGCUAAGCUUUGGCAUCGUGGCCGCCCUCUUCCUGGCCAGCAUCUCACUGUACCGCUAUGGAAAUAUACCACGUCAGCACAUCCUGGUCACCUUAUCCGUGCUGACCGCCUGGUGCUUCUCCUUUUUGAUUGUAUUCACCAUUCCGCUGGACGUAACAUCGACACUUUACCGCCAGUGCGUGGAGGAGCACCGACCGACGCCACCACCAAAUGUGACCAAUACCCAAGCCGCCAUUAACGCAACUCCGCCGCCUCAAUGCCAGGAGCCGUGGGGCAUGGUUCCCGCCUCCGUGUUUCCGAACCUGUGGCGCAUUAUCUACUGGAGCUCGCAGUUCCUUACCUGGUUGAUUAUGCCGCUGAUGCAGUCGUACCUCAAAGCAGGCGACUUCACCGUGAAGGGCAAGCUGAAGUCCGCUCUGAUCGAGAAUGCAAUCUACUACGGAUCCUACCUGUUUAUCUGCGGCGUUCUUCUCAUCUACAUAGCUGUGAAAGGCGAAUCGCUGGAUUGGCAAAAGCUAAAGGCAAUCGCCUCAUCGGCUUCAAACACCUGGGGUCUGUUUCUACUCAUCCUACUUCUGGGUUACGCUCUGGUGGAAGUUCCUCGAUCUCUGUGGAACAAUGCCAAGCCGGGAUUCGCGCUGCAGUACGCCCACUUUAAGGCGGCCAAGCUGAGCACUGAGAAGGCAGAGGCCGAGGAGCAUGUGGAUGACAUUCUGGAGUCGCUGCAAGGUCUCAGUCGAGUUAUACCGAACAACCACGAUCUGCGUCCCUGUUUGGAGACCAUCCUGCGUAAGGUUCCCAUUGAACUGCAGGAACGGGCAAGCCGAAAUUUCGCCCGCACUGGUGGCAGCGGCAUGGGAGCCACCAGCUCUACAAUCUUGCCAUCGGAAAAGGCGCUGGUUCGCAUUCAUAAGCAAGUAAUCAAAUCCCUUCAGACGCUACAGCGCACCGAGGCUUUGUGGAGUGUGCAGGUGCAAACUGUGCUGCAUCUGGAGGAUGUGGCCAAUAAUAUUCACUCCUCGGAUCGGCGCUUCAAGACGGAGUUUCCACGCCAGCGAACGCAGCUGGAGAGGAUCUGCUACAGCGCCACGGUGCAGUGGUAUUGGGAAUGCCUUCUGAAGGCACCGUUCCUCAAGACCAUGUGCGUCCUUACCGCCACCAUGUCGGCGAUGGUGGUGUGGAGCGAAUUAACCUUCUUCAGCCGCCGCCCUGUUCUUUCCAUUUUUGCCAACGUGAUUUACGUGGCCAAGGAGAGCUACGACUUCUUCACCAUCGAGGUGUUUUCCAUGGUGGUUCUCUGCUACUUCUUCUAUUGCACCUACUCUACUAUUUUGAGGAUAAGAUUCCUGAAUCUGUAUUAUCUGGCACCGCAUCACCAGACCAACGAGCACAGUCUGAUCUUCAGCGGCAUGCUACUCUGCCGCCUGACGCCACCCAUGUGCCUCAACUUUCUGGGUCUUAUCCAUAUGGACACACAUAUUAUACCCAAUCGUAUUAUGGAGACGGUCUACACCCAGAUCAUGGGCCACAUGGACGUGAUUGGCAUUAUCUCAAAUGGCUUCAAUAUCUACUUCCCCAUGUGCAUGCUGGCCUUCUGCCUGGCCACAUGGUUUAGCUUGGGCAGCCGGGCCUUGAACGCCCUCGGCUUUCAGCAGUUCCUGCAAAACGAAACUAUUGCCACGGAGCUGGUGCAGGAGGGAAAGGAUCUGAUAGCGCGCGAGAAGCGACGACGCCAGCGAGCCGAGGAGGCUAUGGCCAGGAGGCGCGACCUCAACCGAACCGACCAGGUUCUGGGCAGCGAUUACUUAAGCAAGUACCGGAGUGGAGGAGCAGGAUCUCUCGCCAGUAGUCGCACCCCCGCGGAUGGACUACUCCGUGAUGGGGAUGGCAGCUUUGACUAUGCGGCGGUGGCUUCCUCCUCGGCACUUGGCGUUCCACGAUCUCUGUCGGAGGAGAUCAACGAACGGUUCGGAGUGAGCACCCAAGUGCAGGUGGGAUUCCGGGACCCGGACUACGAGACGGAGCAGGAUGGCCGCAUCGUGGGCCCGCCACCGCGAGGACUCUUCGACGAUGUCUAGACUCGAAAAAUUGAUGAUUCUUUAUUUCGAACCGCAACCGAAUAUCUCAAUGUUUGCAAUAUUCCGUAGUUUGUAUUUCGUUCGCGCUUAAGUAUUUCCUGCUGCCACUGCUGCUGCUGUUCCUUCACACCUAUGUUCACCAUUCGAUUGAAUAAACCACUAGAAAGGA
Molecule: messenger RNA, 2257 nt
Organism: Drosophila ficusphila
Lineage: Eukaryota; Metazoa; Arthropoda; Insecta; Diptera; Drosophilidae
Product: LMBR1 domain-containing protein 2 homolog
Exons: 3
Coding region: 1-2088 (695 amino acids)
Cellular component (GO): membrane
Source: RefSeq, a predicted model, not a curated record